Molecule: messenger RNA, 1412 nt
Organism: Salvia hispanica
Lineage: Eukaryota; Viridiplantae; Streptophyta; Magnoliopsida; Lamiales; Lamiaceae
Molecular function (GO): catalytic activity
Source: RefSeq, a predicted model, not a curated record
AAAUGCAAAUUAUUACUCACAGCAUUUUCUACAGACUCCAUCGCCGCCAAGCGCCACCCAACUGCCGCUGUCGUCCACCGCCUAUAUGGAGUUAGGGGCCGGAGUCAGGUGCUUCAAUACCAAAACCACUAACUCUUACUUGAGCCAUCAAAACCACAUCACACCUGGAAAUCUUACCUCGUACGCUUUCUUCCGCACUCAGCACUGAUUCCAUUUCCAAGGUAAUGUAAUUUGCUCAAUUUCCACACUAUAGUAUCUUAUUUAUUUUUAAUUUCUGCAAAAUAUGAUAGCUAACAUACAAAUGACCAGUUUCAGACAAGAGUGAACAUGAGUUGGCAUAUGACUACUUUUGUAAGAUAUUAUCUAUAUAAUUGAAGGGCAUGUUUCAGAUAUGCUGUUAAUCGGCAUUUGGAAAGAAAUAUGUGGUGUAGAUGCUUAGAGUGACUGGAAUUUUAUGCUGAGACUAUAUGAGAUAUAAUGAUAGAGGAAAAGAGACAUUCAACGGAAGUUUUCAUGCUUCGAUAGUUUGUAAACUUGAUGUCUAGAGAUAAUUAUAUGUUGAUCUCGAGCUCUCGAGUUUGUCAGCUUUGUGCCCACUGGAUGGCUGUUAUUGGCCCAAAGUGAAGGACUUGGCUCCUUUUAUGAGUGGAUUUGGACUUAUAAAGUAUCGAGUUAUAGUUGAGGUGCUUGAAUUUUUCCAUUUUGCUUGCACAUCGGAGGACAUUAACAAUCUGGCACAUGCGUUGAUGCUGAAAGAUGCUCUCAAUAAAGUCAUACUACUUUCUAUGGAUAAAUUGAUCAGAGCUUUGUGUGACAUUGCUACUUCAACUGCUUCUGUGUCCAGGCUAUCUAGAACUCAUGGACAGCCAGCUUCACCCACCACAUUAGGAAAGGAAAUGGCAGGCUUUGAAUAUAGGCUCAGUAGAGAACGUGAGAUACUGUCGCAAAUUGAAAUUUUCGGGAAGUUUGCUGGGGCUGUUGGAAACUACAAUGCUCAUCUAGUUGCAUAUCCUGAAGUAAAUUGGCCACAAGUUGCAGAGGAGUAUUUGACAUCUCUUGGAAUAAGUUUUAAUCCUUAUGUAACUCAGAUUGAAUCUCAUGACUAUAUGGCUAGAGUUUUCAACUCUAUUAUCCUGUUCAACAACAUUUUAGUGGACUUUGACAGAGAUAUAUGGGGAUACAUAUCAUUGGGUUACUUCAAGCAGAUAACUAAGUCUGGGGAGAUUGGAUCCUCGAUGAUGCCGCACAAAGUUAAUCCAAUUGACUUUGAAAAUAGUGAAGGCAAUUGUGGAAUUGCAAAUGGAGGCUUAGCGCAUCUAAGCACAAAGUUACCUACAUCACGCAUCCAGUGAGACUUGGCUGAUUCGACUGUUCUGAGGAAUAUGGGCAUAGGGUUAGGACAUUUCCUUCUU